This is a messenger RNA of Diachasmimorpha longicaudata, 1287 nucleotides long. RefSeq lists its product as uncharacterized. The record is from RefSeq and is a predicted model, not a curated record. NCBI's taxonomy places the organism in Eukaryota, Metazoa, Arthropoda, Insecta, Hymenoptera, Braconidae. Gene Ontology annotation, cellular component: membrane. The transcript has 3 exons. The coding region runs from base 126 to 932 and encodes 268 amino acids.
GUCAGUAGCAGUUCGAUCGCCGAUUCCGUGCCACCGAGACGGAGACAGUUGAUCGACGUCGAAUAAUCGUCGAUCAUCGAGCCAAUAAAAUAUAAUUUCCCCGACCAAAUAGAAUAUCCAUAAAAAUGCGUUUGCUGCACGUGAUCAGUCUGACAGCUGUGUUAUGUUGUGUAUCGUCAUCAAGACAGGACUUUCUGACGAAAUCCUUCAAUGAGUGCGUCGGAGCUGAUUCCUGGUCGACGUGUUUGAAGCACGAGGUGCUUGGUUACCUCGACGAACAAUUGGGAACAACAACGGAGGCUCGAUCAUUGGAGACAGUCGACGAAGCGCUUGUUGUGAGAAGCGUCAAGUACCUGAAGAGCUUUGACUACGGCGUGGAUCUUCCAUUCGUCGACGCUAAGCUCAGUUACCGACCGAGUCGGAGUCUGGCAGAUCUUGAUGUUGAAUUCAAGAACAGCGAGGCUGUCACUAGCCAGGCAAGGGGACUUCUCAAGAAGAAACUUUUACUGCCAUUUUUGGUGCUUUUAAAGCUGAAGAUGAAAGCGCUGAUGCCGAUUUUCGUUGCUCUGAUUGGAUUGAAAGCUAUGAAGGCGCUGAUUCUGUCUAAAGUGGCGCUCUUGGUGGUGGUCGCAUUUGUUGCACUCCAAUUCUUCAAGAAGGGUGGCAUGGCUCCUCCUAUGGGAAUGUCGAUGGAACCGGCUCCUGCCAGUACUUAUGGUGCCCCAAUAGUGCCCACUACCACAUCUGGAUAUGAACCCAUCAAUACGUGGGAUGGUAACGGGCCUUAUUCCAGAGUAUGGACCCCCAGUGAUGCCCAGAAUCUCGCUUACAACUACUAUUCACCAAGUAGUAGCAGUGGAAGCUCCUCCAGUUCUUAUGGUGCACCAUCAAUUUCAUCAUCUUCAUCAUCGUCAAGUAGCUCAGGAUCGUAAUUCACUGGAAUGACAGGGGCUCGGCCAAAGACACGCACGCCAAAUAAUUUCAGAUGGAUCAUUCAAAAUAUUUGAUGUACUCGAGAGUGAGCCACUUAGAAUGGGAUUCAUUGCCAUUUCAUGAAGAUUCAGUCUGUCGACUUAAGCUAUUGUACAGUUGAAUUUCUUCCCUCCGUUGAUUGAGGUGUAGCAUAAUUAUUUAUACUUGUGAAAUAAUUAUAAAUUAAUAGGACUGCGUCUCAGUUUAUUCAAUGGCACUUUUGUUAUUAUUUAUUCGGCGAUGGAAAUUGUCGCUGUGCAUUUGUUAAUAAACACGGUUUUAGAAAUAUAUAAUAAAUGAUUAUGAUGCAACGGA